This is a messenger RNA of Dacryopinax primogenitus, 457 nucleotides long. RefSeq names its product small nuclear ribo protein F. Gene Ontology annotation, cellular component: U1 snRNP; catalytic step 2 spliceosome. Gene Ontology annotation, molecular function: RNA binding. The transcript is spliced from 5 exons. Lineage: Eukaryota; Fungi; Basidiomycota; Dacrymycetes; Dacrymycetales; Dacrymycetaceae. Gene Ontology annotation, biological process: spliceosomal snRNP assembly; mRNA splicing, via spliceosome. Bases 58 to 327 code for a protein of 89 amino acids. The record is from RefSeq and is a predicted model, not a curated record.
GCACGACCACCACCACACCACUUUAUAGACUUGUCAACAUCAAAAAAAUACGGCAAUAUGUCGUCUGGACCUGGACCUGUCACUCCCGUUAACCCCAAACCGUUCAUUCAGGACCUCACUGGCAAGCAGGUUCUCGUUCGCCUGAAAUGGGGUUUCGAAUACAAGGGGUAUCUCGUCAGCACUGAUGGGUUCAUGAACCUUCAGCUGGCGAACACAGAGGAGUUCCAGGACGGCAAGUCGAAUGGCGCGCUUGGGGAGGUAUUCAUCCGGUGUAACAAUGUUCUCUACAUAAGGGAAGCACCUGCCGAAGAGGUCGCUAUGGAAUAGACCGUCGCUCUCCAUUGCUUGUCGGAGCGGUCGACACAUCUGUACCUUGGUCUCUGUCAUCUCGUGUUUUGUGCAUCUGGUUGCCUGCUAUGUGCACUGUAUAAUGAUCAUGAUCACAUGAUUUUCGCUG